AUGCCGCGUGCUCAGACAAUUCCGAUUUUCCGACCUGGACACCUCAGAAAGUCUCAUCGAGCCCAGUUCACUUUUAUCCUGCGUCUGCUCUUCCAUCGUGGUCCUCAUCUGAAGGACUCCAACUCCAGCGCAUCCCAUCUCGCCCAACCGGUCGCGAACUGUCCGGUCUCCCGGAAUGCAGACAUUUCGGUGUCAACCUCUUCCUUUCCUCCUCCUCCUCCUCCUUUCUCUUUUUCUUCUUCUUCUCCUCCUCUUCUUCCUCAGUCUUCUUUGCUUUUCCACUCGCUACACUCGUGCCCAAACUCCCCAGGCCGACUCGCUCGUCUUCGUCCCGUCUUGCUGCCCCUCUUUCUCGGCCAAUUGUUGGCCGGGCUGAUCGCCGUUACCGCCGUCUGCAGCGGUUUGAUCGCCCAGACCGGACUCAGCCUACCCUUGGCCCAGAACCUUCCACACUACACCCUUCUGGCCAUCUUCUGCGGUCUGCCCAGCCUCGUGCGGCUCAGUCGAGCCUGGCGGGCUCAGUCUCGUCUGCCGAGUCGCUAUGUUGCCUGGCAACCGCAACAGUCACAACAGCAUCUGCCGCAUGACCUGACCGAUUCAGAGGGUGGAGUGUCACCCGACGAGGCACAAGACAAUCCGGAGUUGUGCUGCCACGGCAAGUGGAUCCGAACAAGCCAGUACAAAGAGUCCAUCAAAGGGUCAUUGGCAGAAGGACCUGUAAGAACACACCCAAAUCGCAGUCCAUUGCAUGCUCAUUGCCAGACUCGGAUCGUGGACGUGGUACAUUCGCAGACAUUUCGCCGGCAUCGUAGUCGGUAUCGUCAGCACUACACCACAAUUGGUGAAAGAUAA
Messenger RNA from Protopolystoma xenopodis, 852 nucleotides. The record is from the annotation of a GenBank genome assembly. Lineage: Eukaryota; Metazoa; Platyhelminthes; Monogenea; Polystomatidea; Polystomatidae.